AUGUCACUGAACAAUCAACAGAAACAGAGGCAGGAGAGCAUUCAACCGGGACAAGUCACUGAUCAUAAUGUACCUUAUGACAAGAAUGAACCCACUAGAACGAAAUCCAUUAUGAAAGUGAGUGGUACAUCCGGUGCUGUGGUAUCGAACACCCCAGAAGCUGGGCUGAAACGGGCUCCAAAAGUUAUGUUUAGUAACUCGGAUACAGCAGCUAGUAAUAGUAGUGGUGGUGUAGUUGUCGCCGAUACAGCCAAUGGCGAUAGAAAGCAACUACAACAAGGAAAUGAUUCGAGAUACUCCCAUAAGGAAUUGAAUGAAGGAUCAUUUGCUACACUGACUAGUAAAUUAGAAGGGACAUAUACUAAAGAUUCGGCAAGUUUCAGUGAAGGUAAUUCAACACCAAAGUCUAUGUUGACUGGAGGAGGCACCAAUGGAAAUACGAACGAACAUGCCCAUUUUGUUGUACAGGAUUCUUUACAUAGUCCUCCACAUAAUAUGCAUACAGGUAAUAGUAGUAUAGCUACGAGUCCUCGUGGUUCAAUUGUCUCUUCGAUGAUGACUUCGAUUAAACACAAAGAGCAUGAAAUUAUGGCUACAGAGGCCUCUAUACACAGAAAUUCUAUAAAGGAUACUGGUAAUGACACAUUAAUUCCAAAAAUCUCCACUGCGAUUGAAAAAGAUAAACUUCCAUUGAAAAAGGAGAUAAAGACAAAUAUGACUACAUUCUUCCAAGACCAAGAUGAUGGUAAAUUACACGUGUUACUUGGUUGUACUGGUCCAAUUCAUAUUCCAAAAAUUAAACUAUUUAUAAGGAAAUUGGAGGAUAUUUAUUCGAAAGAUAAGAUAUCAUUUCAGAUUAUUUUGACAAGGACUUCAACUAUGUUUUUCAAUAAGAGAAAAAUCCCCAAGAAAACUGUCGCAAAUAUUUCAACUGACUCACAACUACAACCACAAACUUCUGAUAUGGUGCCUCCAGAUUUCCCAAGCAAUGUAAAAAUAUGGAAACAUAACGAUGAAUGGAAUAGCUGGACUCAGAAAUCCGAUCCUGUAUUUCAUAUAGAAUUAAAACGAUGGGCUGAUAUUUUAGUGAUAGCUCCUUUAACAGCAAAUACAUUGGCCAAGAUGGUUCUUGGGCUAUGUGAUAAUUUGUUAACAAAUGUUAUCAGAGCAUGGAACCCAGCUUUCCCAAUCUUUAUUGCGCCAUCGAUGGUAAGUAGUACGUAUAACUCUAUUACUACAAAGAAACAAUUAAAAAUGAUUAAAGAAGAUAUGCCUUGGGUAACAAUCUUUCAACCCUCUGAAAAGAUCAUGAGCAUGCAUGGGAAUAUUGGUCUAGGAGGGAUGAUGGAUAUUAAUGAAAUUAUAGAUAAAGUAGUAAUGAAAUUGGGUGGUUAUCCAAAAAAUGAAGAAGAAGAGUCGGAUGAUAAUAAUGAUGAUGAGGAUGACGGGAGCGAUCAUCCCGGUAGUAAACAAAAUGGUAAAGAGGAUGACAGAAAUAUCAGUGACGGUGAAGACGAUGACGAUGAAGAUGAUGAAGAUGAUGAAGAUGAUGAAGAUGAUGAAGAUGAUGUUGACGUCCAGGUAAGUAUAACUCCUCACCAAUAA
Molecule: messenger RNA, 1605 nt
Organism: Maudiozyma barnettii
Lineage: Eukaryota; Fungi; Ascomycota; Saccharomycetes; Saccharomycetales; Saccharomycetaceae
Gene: SIS2
Product: phosphopantothenoylcysteine decarboxylase complex subunit SIS2
Exons: 1
Coding region: 1-1605 (534 amino acids)
Biological process (GO): coenzyme A biosynthetic process
Cellular component (GO): phosphopantothenoylcysteine decarboxylase complex
Molecular function (GO): phosphopantothenoylcysteine decarboxylase activity; FMN binding
Source: RefSeq, a predicted model, not a curated record